CUUUCAGUAGUGGCAAUACCAGCUCCGUCUGAGUUCGCUACGGACGCCUUCUCCAGCGGAUAUCGGUUAGUGGGUGUCGUGCACGACGUCGCUUUUUUUGCUCUCUGGGGAUGUGACACCGUGUGAUUCGCGUGUGUCCUUGACUUUUUGAUAUUGUGUGACAGUUCGCGCCGAAGGAGGGAUGUAAAAAUUAAUUGGAUCGCUGUUUCUGGAAUGUAAAUAUUAGCUAUCCAUAAUCAUGGAUUACAGCCUACUAUUCUAAGGAGAUACAAUCAUACUGGCGGGGGCAGACUUACAAUUAGAAAACGGGUGUGGCGAAGGAGGGAGUGGUGGGGACAAGAGUUGCCUAACAACGUACAUCUUCAACCCGGUGGAAACGUGUACUGGCACACCUAGUCCAGAAAAGGCCCACUUGAAGACGCCAGACUCGUCGACGAAACUCAGUCCCCCCCAAGAUGUCAUCUCUUCGACAGAUGUUGCCCAUAUGCAUCCCAAUUUUCUUUAUGGGAAAGUACUACCCGACGGAAAACCCAACUUUCUUACGGAUUACGAGCUGAGCUUCAAAAACUGUAAUUUUGGAGCGGGAGCUGACCAUGCUAAGUGCUGCGUUGGAGGACAUUUUGGGAGGGAUCUGAGUUUCGGUCACUUAUACACCAUCAGCAAAAGUGAUCGGAUAGAAGAGCGCACUUACGAUGAACCUUAUACAGGAGAUUUGCCAAGGAGGUCUUGGCUAUGCUGUCCUGGAUCUCAACCGCAUGUUGGUGAUGCCGAUCAGCCACCAUUAUUGGACACGGCAACGACAUCAUCGAAAACUCCAUCCACUCCCUUGGCUGAAGCCAUCACAAAACCUCCGGGAUAUAAUGUAUGUUCAGGAACUUGUGAAAAGCUGCAGCGACAAUUAGACGAGCAGUCCCAACGUUAUGAAGAACAGUUAACAGAAUUACAUUCUGUUAUAGCCGAACUGACGAGGAAAUUACAUCAGCAACGGUCAAUGGCUAUAGCCGAAGAAGAAGAAGUAUCAGAAUCAUGUACAAGUGCUCACGAAGAUUCAGUAACGUGUCCAUUAGAAGUCAGCGAAUUGGAACCUAUAGAAAAUGAACUUUCAGAUGUGGAUAAUAAAGUACCGUUUCCUGAAAGUCCCCAAGCAUUACCAGAGCCCAAAUUGUCUAACCACGAAAACAACGAAUUGUCGCCAUAUUCUGAGGUUGUAGAGCCCCUAAAAAAUGAAAUCACGAACCUCAAACAACAACUGCAUGAGGCUCACACCAGGUUAGCCCAAAUAUCGUUGGCAAAAAUUGAAGAAACUUCUACUGAAGAGGUACUGACUGAUAGUAAGAAUAUGGACUCGCCGGAAUCUCAUAUCGAAAUAGAUUGUGAACCAAAGAUGUAUCAAGAAGAUAAGGUUGAUAUCAAAUACAGUAACAUAGUACCUAUUCAUCGGACUAAUAUAAGGAAUAACUUUUACUCCAGCGCACCUGUACCUAAAGUUGCGGAAAGAAUAAAAUUAAAGAGAGCCACUGAUCAGCGAGGAAUUAAUCCAAAUGACCUGCUUAACUCUGAUUUGUCAACGGCGGUUGCGGAACACAUCGUUGGUGAUAUAUUGAAGCAAUGCGAUAUUCAAGCCGAGAAGCAAGGAUUAGAUAUUGAAAUUAGAAAAGUUAGUGCUAAAUUAGAAAAUGCAAGAUCACAAAACUCGGUAUUAGCAAUGACUUUGUCUGAGACUAAAGCGCAUUGUGAUAGAUUGGCCUUAUUAUGUGGUAAAUAUGAAUCAAACGCCAUCGCAUUACAACUUGCUUUGGGUAUAAGUGAUCGCAUUAUAGAAGCUUACGACGUUCUUCUAGCUCUACUUGAGACAGAACUUAGCCUGAAAGACGAUGAUUCCGACACAUUGCAGAAUAGAAGCGCUGCAGAAACGGUGGCCAAACAACUUCUACAUCAUUUAGAUUCUUAUCAGAGUACGGAUAUUUUGUUAUCUCCGUGGCAAAAUCAUGUAUAUAACAGUCCUACGAUUGAUAGUGAUGAACCUUGGAAUAACGACCACGAAAUGAGAUUAAGAGAACACGUUUCAAGACUAAAAGCAGACAGAAGUAACAUUCAAGGAACUUAUGUAGUUUUGGAAUCAACUCAACUCGAAUAUGUACCUGUACGACCUUCCAGCACUCAAGAAGCCAGAAAAAUGGACUUGGAAAUGGCUGUCUUAAUGCAGGAACUUAUGGGUCUACGAGAAGACAAGUCUGAACUGAUAUCCAAGCUCUUCGCUUUAGAAAAAGAGAAAUGUGCCAUAGAACUGAAACUUAAAUAUUCCGAAGGGCAGCAGAAAGCUCAGUCAGCAACUUUGAAAAACCUUCAGGGCCAACUAAAAGAUACAGAAGCAUUAUUAGCUAUAGCUACUCAGCAUAAGGAACAAGGAUAUUCAGAUGCUGAGCACGCUCAAGGCAUUGAAUUGGAAUUAAUGCAGGCAUUAGCAAGAGAGGCAAGACUGAAAGUUAGGUUACAAGAGUUGGUUACUACACUAGAGCAGGUAACAAAGAAUGCUGAAGCAAGGCUACUGGAAGGGAGAGAAAUAGUACAAGAUCUUAAUCAUACAAAUAGUAUAUUAGCUGACACUGUAGACAGAAAUAAUAAAAAGUAUCAAGCCAAAUUUAAAAAGAUGGAACAGCAAAUGUUUAUAUUAGUUGAAAAGCACAAUGCGCAGGUUCAAAAUUUGCAACAAAAGAUAGCUACGUUAGAAACGCCUCCAACAAAUAGUUCUGAAAAUUCCAUUAAUUCAGUAGCAGUCUAGCAGUCUUGUGUGUCAUUGCAUUUAAAUGAUGAUUUAACAUAGUUAUGUUGAUCUCUUUUCAUCUUAAUUUUAAGAGAGUUACAGAGCAUUUAAUGCUGCGCUUGUGUACCGGAUCUAGUAAUGAUGAUGUUGGUAUCAGUGUACGAUUGUUUAAAGUAAUUGAAAAAUUUUGUCAUUCCAAUUUAUAGAACUAAAGUUUUAUAAGCUACCUGUUUUAUUUCUUAAUUAUAGGAUUACUAUAACAUUUUUUUCUUUCAAGUAUAUUACAUUUGAUUAGUUUAGAACUUCAAAAGGACAAUAGUUUCCAUUAGGUAACAUUGAACCACUAGUAUGGUGCUUAUCAGAGGCUUCUUUCAGUGCGAAACAAGUGACAGAAAAAAAGGUACGUCCGUGAUACAUACACAUUCAUAACCAGAGGUGUAACCAGGAUGAUCCUAAGGGGGGGGGUUACAACUACUUGACGGUCUCUGGGGGGUAUGGAAUAGUAAUGGUGUUAAGCGUAUAGAGCUCAAAGUCCAUCCAAAUGGGGAUGUAACCCCCAAAACUCCCCCUUGGUUACGCCUAUGUUCAUAACAUUUAUUUCAGUUGUUGAUAGAUGGCACUAUAAUCCAAAAAGAAAUGAUUUAGGUAUUUACCCAUUAUUUACCUAUGUAUAGUCCGUCCGCUAUAACUUUUCCCAUGCGGUACGAUUCAUUUUCAAUCAAAUUAAGUCAAAACAGAAAGUGAAACGUACGCCGAUGUGUGUAGUAUAUAGUAUACAGUAUACAAAAUGUAUAUACACAUCUACGUUCGUUUCAAUUUAUGUUUUGACUUAAUUUGAUUGAAAAUGAAUCGUACCGCAUGGGAAAAGUUAUAGAGGACGGACUAUACAUAGGUAUCUAUACGACUUUAAUUUAAAGUUCUUCUCAGUCUUUCAGUGUGUCAUUCAUGAUGUAAUAUAUGAUUUUAAAAAUGUAAAGAAUCAUAUCAUGACAUUUUAGUUAAAUCUGACAGUGUUGUCAGAAUCGUAAUCGUAAUUUGGUAUAAAAACAAAUCAAUUGUGUUUAUUUCAUUUAUAAAAAGGUAUGUUCUUUGAUUUGUAUAGUCUUAUAAAUUGUACAGAUUAUAGUCGUAUAGAUAAUACAUAAAUAAUUUUUUGUUCGUUUAUAGCGCCAUCUAUCAGCAACUAGUAUAAAUGUUAUAAAUGACUUUAAUAACGGACGUACCUUUUUGUCUGUCACUUCCAACUUAAUGCGUUAGAAAGAAAUCGAAAAACUGUGACGCACUGAAAGAUGCCUCUGAGAAGGAGUAUAUACCAAUGUACCUUAAUUUAGGGAUCGUAAAUGACAGUAGGUAUUAGUACUGUUUACAUAAGUGCGAUAUGUAUUAAUGAUGACAGAUAUUAACACAAUGCAGAAAUACAAAAAAAUAUAAAUACUAGGUGUGAGUGAAUAAUAAGUGAUAAAUAAUGAGACGAGUAAACUAUUUAACAAACAUAAUAAUAGCCCUAAAAAACCGUUUUUUAGGCUGAGCCAUAAUACAAGACUAUAGUAUACUAGAAAAAAUCUUAGUUUAACAUUGGGAAGUUCAGAAGUUUAAAUACUUGGAAUACUUUACAAAUGUAUACAAACACUUUUUUGUUUUUUAACCAUGUUUCUAUAGAUCAAGAACUGAGACUUAAAAGGCAAGAACAAGAAACAGACAAGAACAUCUAUAUCUAUAGCUAGGUCAGUAAUGAACUAAAAAUUGUCAAUAAUUUUUUUCUGUGAUUCGUCUUUAAAUAGUUGGAAAGAAGAAGGAAACUACGUUUAUCCCAAAAUUUUGUUAGUUACUUACAUACUGCAUACUUCAAUACUUACACUAUUAGGCUUCGUUUUUCUGACGAUUUAUUAUUUUGUAAUUUCUUUAGAAUCUUUUGUAUUUCUUGGUUUUGAAUUUCAAAUCGAAUUAACAUUUAUUGUUUUUAAAGUUUAUAUAAAAAAGUGUUGUCUAUUUAAAUCUAAAUACGAAUUAGUUGUUCAUUGCAAUUAAAUGUUUAAAUACUUUUGGAACGAUUGACAGAUUUCUUUACAAAAAUCAGUUAAGUAUAUAUUGCUGAAUUGAUGACUACAAUUCGCCAAAAGUUUGAAACUUCCUCAUUCGUUGUUGUGCAACGUGCACUACUUUUCAUUUCUCUUUGCCAAUUUGACGACAUGCGAAGUUUCAUAGCUUCUUGUGCCUCUUCUAGAUGCAUAAGGUGUGUUAAGGAGAAGAUACACCUGUUCAAUGUGCCGUAAGACACAAACUACAGAAACAUAUUAAUACCUUAAUCUCGAUUAAGUGAGGAUAGUUUCGGAAGUGAUUAAUUCAUCUUGUAGAGAAAUAUAAUAUUUGCGACCUAUAAGUAAACAUAAAGAACAGACUGUGUCUGUAUUGGGGGAACGCAAGAAGAUAUACGGCUAUGAAGUAGACAGAAAGUCAAUCACAGAUCGAUGUAAAAAAACUUGGGAAUUAAAAGAACAAAAAAAAAUGACUAUUUAAAUAACGGAUGACAAAAAUACAGUUGAGUCCGCGAAUCUUUACCCGUGCGUCAUCACUUAAAGCAUACGAAAUAAGUCGGAAAUCUAUUUCACGCAACAACAACUGACAGAAAGUGGCUAUUGUUCCGAUUACGGGUUUUAUUAUAAAAUUUGACGUUAUCAAAUAUAUAGAAUGUCAAAUGUAAGUUUUGCUUCAAAAUUUUUACGCAGAAUUACAGCUACAUUUGAAGUAGCUUAAUAAAUUCUUUUAUUAUUAUUGAUUAAUAAAUAAAUAAACAAUUUAUAAAAAAAUCCAAUAACAUAUUUUAUUUUUGUUAUUUUAUUCACUUUGACGGAAAUUUAAACAGUCAUUUCUUUACUGUGUGAAUGACGUUAGCUUUGUAUGUUUUAAAUAUUAAUUGCCUAAAUAUAAUUAUUUACCUUAAAAUUUCAAAGCCCAAUAUAAAAAUAGUUGUGAAAACAACUGUUUGUGUAAUAUAAAGAAACUUCAAAACGCAAAAAUUCGACAAAAACCGCAAAAAGUUCAACUGACUGACAGCCACAAAAUUAAACAAAUCAGAAACGUCAAACAAAUUGUGCUUAAAAUAUGAAAACAUGCCGAAUCGUCUUUUUUUGUACCUAUCUCUUUUCAAUGCACUGAGUCUAGAUGGUUCAUAAAAAUAACAUGUGUUGUUACUUAAUAACAAACGGCAGCUGGUUUGUCAUGAGUUUCAUGCAUGGAAGAGAAUGAUGCUAGAUAAAAAGUAUGUGUUUUAUCUCGCCAGGUAUUAAUGACGCACGGGUAAAGACUCGCGGACUCAACUGUACUUAGAGACACAGAAAUGGAUUACUGGAGAUAAGCAGCGGACAAAAUAAAUAUCGUAAACGAAAUACGGAAAAAUCAAUUAAUAUGAUAUGGGCGACAUGGGCGUGUUGAGAUAAUAACCAAUUACAGAAUUUCUACAAAGUGCUUUUUUAUAAUAAAGGAAAAGAAAACCUGGAAAGAAGACACCGAGAAAAAGAUAAAAGACAGAAUCGUGGAAGAUAACAUGUAUACAAGUAGGUAUUCUUUUUCUCAUGAUCAUCUUUCAGUGCGUCACAGUUUUUCGAUUUCUCUCUAACGCAUUAAAUUGUAUGUGAGACAGAAAAAAAGGCACGUCUGUGAAUAAUUUGGUAAUUAUUUUAGUUCGGUGAUUAUUCUAGUUGUCGAUAGAUGGCGCCAUAAUCAAAAAAGAAUUAUUUAUUAAAUAAAAUAAUAAUAUUAUCAAUAUAAUCUGUACAAUUUAUAAGACUAUACAAAUGAAAGAAAAUACCAUUUUAUAAAUGCAAUAGACACAAUUGAUUUGAUUUUAUUCCAAAUUGAAAACAACAUUUGACAACUGUCAGAUUUAACUAAAAUGUCACGUUAGAAUAAAUGUCAUAAAUGUGUAUUAUCACGGACUUACCUUUUUUUCUAUAAUUUGUGACGCACUGAAAAAUGUUCAUGAAAAGGAGAAUAUACAAGUAGGGAGUAUAGAUAGUAAGCGUCACGCUAGUAGACACACGAGUACCUACUUGCUAGGCUUGGGCUAAUCCGACCCGUUCUCACCUGUGACUUUCAUGUCUGUCAUGUCAUGUGACUCUCAUGAAAUAAUUGUUUAAAACUACCUAAUUGUUUUUCAUACAAAAAAAUAGGUACAUUAAUUAAUAGUAUUGUUACUCUGCUUUAAAAUAACUUUAUUCAAACACCAACAAUAUUACAAUACUUUAUAAAUUUUGCUGACUUGAACACAAUGACUUGACUUGAACUAUAAACUGCAAAUACAACUGUUCUAUAAACAGUCAACUUUCUAUUAGUCUGAGAGCUAGUGAACCCUUCGACUAACGGUCGUCCUGUAAGGCUAGAAAUUUGUCUAGUGAUAAUUCAUAGCACACCAAUUCUAAAAACCAUGACCUGGCAGGCAUCAGCGCUGCACGUGUAUCUACCAGGUGAAUCGAAAAGUGCAAAUUUAGGGGGCAAAAUAAACUUUCUCCUGUAAGGUUUAAAUUUAAGUAUGUGUUUGAGUAAGUCAUUUAGAAGAAAUGUGUACAAUGACAGGCGAUUCUGAAGACCAUAAGACCUUGCCAGGCGAGGGGAAUGAUUAGGGGUUUUCCCUAAAAUUAUUUUUUUUUGCAUCGAACAAUUUUUUUUAGGUUUUUUGAAUCAUUCCAAACAGAAAAGGUCUUUAGUGAUUUUUCUCUUAAGUUAAUAGUUUUUGUUAUAUAAGCGAUUGAAAAUUUUGAAAAUUGCGAAAUCGGCCAUUUUUAACCCUAAAUCGGACAUUUAUCUAAAAAUUUCAAAGUUGCCAAGGUAGGUAGAUAUUCUUUAAACAUUGAUUGAUGAAAUCUCAAAGAGUUUUUUGCAAUACAAUAUCGGAAACCCCUUUGUUUUUUAAUUGCUGAUCAAGCGUGCACGACACUGUAGUAUAAGUGAGGACGUUUGAGUUAGCAUAAAUUCAUUAUCUCGAGAAUGGGCAAAUUUCAAGAGAAAUCCUCAGACAGGUCGAUUUUUAUUUUUCAAUUAGGACUUUUUGGCAUAUAUAUAAUUCUAGUGACGUCAUCCAUCUGAGCGUGAUGACGUAAUCGAUGAUUUUUUUAAAUGAGAGUAGGGGUUAUGUGAUAGCUCAUUUGAAAGGUUUUUUAAUUAUCUAUUCAGUAAUAUAGACAUUAACAUAAUUAUUUAUACAGGGUGUACAAAAAAAAGUUUUCUUCUAUUUGUCAAAUUUAAUCAAAGUUAAUUUAAUAAUAAAAAUUUUUUGUACACCCUGUAUAAAUAAUUAUGUUAAUGUUUAUAUUAGUUAAUAGAGAAUUAAAUAACCUUUCAAAUGAGCUAUCACACAACCCCUACUCUCAUUUAAAAAAAUCAUCGAUUACGUCAUCACGCUCAGAUGGAUUAUGUCACUAGUAUUAUAUAUAUGCCAAAAAGUCCCAAUUUAAAAAUAAAAAUCGACCUGUCUGAGGACUUUUCUUGAAAUUUGCCCAUUCUCGAGAUAAUGAAUUUAUGUCAACUCAAACGUCCUCACUUAUACUACAGUGUCGCGCCCGCUUGAUCAGCAAUUAAAAAACAAAGGGGUUUCCGAUAUUGUAUUGCAAAAAACUCUUUGAGAUUCAUCAAUCAAUGUUUAAAGAAUAUCUACCUACCUUGGCAACUUUGAAAUUUUUAGAUAAAUGUCCGAUUUAGGGUUAAAAAUAGCCAAUUUCGCAAUUUUCAAAAUUUUCAAUCGGUUAUAUAACAAAAACUAUUAACUUAAGAGAAAAAUCACUAAAGACCUUUUCUGUUUGGAAUGAUUCAAAAAACCUAAAAAAAAUUUGUUCGAUGCAAAAAAAAUAAUUUUAGGAAAAACCCCUAAUCUUUCCCGUCGCCUGGCAAGAUCUUAUGCUCUUCAGAAUCGCCUGUCAUUGUACACAUUUCUUCUAAAUGACUUACACAAACACAUACUUAAAUUUAAACCUUACAGGAGAAAGUUUAUUUUACCCCCUAAAUUUGCACUUUUCGAUACACCUGGUAGAUACACGUGCACCGCUGAUGCCUGCCAGGUCAUGGUUUUUAGCCUUGGUGUGCUAUGAAUUAUCACUAGACAAACUAGCCUUACAGGACGACCGUUACUCGGAGGGUUCACUAGCUCUUAGACUAUAUGUUUAUAUUCGGUUUCUACACAUAUUCUGACGUUCUAGACGUCACUAGACAUUAAAAGUAAAAAGUGCAACAAGUAAAGGGUCCAGGACUGUAUUAGCUCAAUGUGCCCGUGGUCAAGUAGCGUGGCGGUUACUAUAUAAACAGGUAUAAAGAUAUUGUAUUUAUGUACGUUAGUUAAUCAGUAACUAACUAAAAAAUCUACAAUUUAUUACCACCGUACUGUAACCAUUUAAACAGUAUUACAAUGUUAAGCGCUAGAAGUUGUUUAUACAAACUUUACGUCUAAAUUGGAAUGGCAGUUAAUGUGCUAAGGUGUGUCUGCCUCGCUGUGAUUAACAUAUACCCUUAAAAAAGAUGGCAAAGAUACGUAUUAUCAGGAAAAUUAUUUAUUUACAAUGAGAAUCGCUAUAAUAUUUCUAAGUACUAAUAUAAUUUGUUUUGUUAAAUUUGUUUUGUACAAUAAACUUUUUUAUGUCUGAA
Molecule: messenger RNA, 9394 nt
Organism: Diabrotica virgifera virgifera (western corn rootworm)
Lineage: Eukaryota; Metazoa; Arthropoda; Insecta; Coleoptera; Chrysomelidae
Product: colorectal mutant cancer protein
Exons: 14
Coding region: 485-2782 (765 amino acids)
Molecular function (GO): calcium ion binding
Source: RefSeq, a predicted model, not a curated record